Bombus terrestris (buff-tailed bumblebee) is the source of this 3658-nucleotide messenger RNA. Its product is annotated as piggyBac transposable element-derived protein 4. The transcript is spliced from 2 exons. The coding region runs from base 382 to 951 and encodes 189 amino acids. NCBI's taxonomy places the organism in Eukaryota, Metazoa, Arthropoda, Insecta, Hymenoptera, Apidae. The record is from RefSeq and is a predicted model, not a curated record.
AAUUAAAAUUAUGAUUCAUAUUAUACCAAAUAUAAGUUAAUUAUAUGUAUAACAUAAAAAGAUAUGAUGCAUAAAAUUAAACAUUGAAACAUUUUAACCCAUUUGCAUCCAAGCGCGGAUUAAUCAGCGCGCUGCGACUGUCUUCUAUCACUAAGCGCGGAUUAUUACGCGAUUUACGACUGUCUUCUAUUACCAAGCGCGGAUUAUUACACGAUCUGCGACUGUUUUCUAUCACUAAGCGCGGAAUAAUCCACGAGACUGCGACUGCUUUUUAUUCCAGUAUUCUUCAGAUGUGGGAGGGAUCACGUUUGACCCAUUUGUGAGCAUCUCGCCUAUAUCAGUUCAUUAUUUUCUAAAUAAGUCUUACUUUUUGUUGUGAAAAUGUUUUUAACUACCACUAUGAUUGCCCCAAUGGAUUUUGAUGAUCUUGAUGAUUCGGAUCAAAGUAUACAAAUAGGACAUACUCGAAAACGUAUCCGUAGGAUCUCAUCAAGUGAAGACAGCGAAGUUGAUCAGUGCGACAGUUUUAGAAAUGAAGAUUACGUGUGGAAAGCCGAAAAUCAUACGCCAAUUAUACAUGAUUUUUCAAGUGUGGGCGGUGCAACCGUUAAUACGCAAAACCUGUCGAGGAGGGAAGUUUUUGACUUAUUUUUUAACAAAGAAUUAGUUACAAAAUUAGUUACAGAAAUAAAUAAACAUGGAGAAACCGACGUAAAUUUUAUGCCUCUUUCAGAAGAUGAACUAAAAGUAUUUAUUGCUUUAAACAUUUUAAUGAGUUUAGUUUCUAAGCCAAAUAUUCAAAGUUAUUGGACCGCAGAUAAAAACAUAGAAACACCAUAUUUUAAGAAUAUUAUGGACCGUAACCGAUUUGUUUCUAUUACUAAAAAUCUACAUUUUUCCAGUAAUAAUAAUUCUAAUGACGCACUCACAAAAAUCCGAGAAGUUAUUUAAAUAAUAAAAAAGACUUUCAUUAGUAUGUAUGUGCCACAUAAAAACAUUUCGAUUGAUGAGUCAUUAAUGCAAUGUAGAAGCCGUUUACAUUAUAUUCAAUUUAUUCGAACAAAACAAGCAAGAUUUGGUGUUAAGUUUUAUAAACUGUGUGAUUCGAAAUCAAAAUACAUACACAAUUUCAAUAUAUAUACAGGAAAAGAUAAAAGUGAUACCGGAUCUGCUAGCAAAAAUGUUGUGAUGAAUUUGUUGGAAGAGAGUGAGUUAUUGUACAAAGGAUAUUGUUUAUUUAUUGAUAAUUGGUACAGUUCACCGACAUUGUAUCGAAAAUUACAUGACAUGAAAACAAAUGUAUGCGGAACUGCGAGAAUUAAUGGGAAACAAAUGCCUCGAGAACUAAAAGUACACCAAUUACAAAGGGGAGAAGCUGUAGUAUAUUCUACAAGAAAUAUGGCGGUGAUAAAAUGGAAGGAUAAAAAAGAUGUCGUUUUACUAACAACUAUGCAUAGCUUAGAAUUUGCUGAAACGGAGAAAACAAACCGAUAUACUGGACAAAAAUGUGUAAAACCAACAGUAGUAAUUGAUUAUAAUCAGAAUAUGGGUGGAGUUGAUGUUGACGAUCAAAUAUUAAGUAAAUUUCAUACUAUGCGAAGAUGUAAAAAAGCCUAUAAGAAAAUAUUUUUUUACCUCAUAGACAUGAUGUUACUAAACAGUUACGUAAUUUUUAAAAAUCAUAAAAAGGAUCGAGUUUUUCAUAUUUUUAAACAACAAUUAGCCGAAGAAAUUAUUGGCGAAUAUUUACCAAAUAUAAAAGUAAGUGAACCAUCUAACGAUUCGAUAACGCGAUAUACUGGCAGGCAUUUUCCUAUUCGGAUACCUCCAACUCCAGCAAAGGGAAGCAGAACGUCAAAGCGAUGCGUUGCAUGCUUAUCUAAAUGUAUUCGAAGAGAAACGGUCUUUAAAUGCCAUAUUUGCGAUGUACCAUUAUGUAUUGACCAUUUUAAAGAAUUCCAUGAGAAAUAAUAUGAUUUAAUUUCCAUUUUAAUCUAAAUAAUUUUUUUUUAAAUAAAUAAUUUUUAUUUUUUUCCUCUGUUGUAAAGAAUGUAAGAUACGAUGUUUGCGAGGUAACAUUGUCUACCAAUCGUUUUGAACAGUAAAUUUUAGAUAAACUCCAUGAAGAAUUCGGAUGUCAUUUACUGCACCUACGACCGAUCGCACACGGCGAUAGGGACCAGUCGUCAGUUGAACGCCGCUGAUGCCUUCAAAUGGCCCCUUAAGUAGGGCCAUGAUGCAAAUGGGUCAAAAGCAUAGCUUUUUGUAUUAACAAAAUGAUUUUAGUAACUAAGUAAGGAGCUUUAUGUAUGCAUCUUUACCCCAAGCGAAAUUAGGAAAAGACUGUAAAAGAGCAUUUUUUCAAAUGUACAGAUGAUCUUAUAUAAAAAAUUGCUCCACAAGAUGAUAGACCUUGUUAAAUAAUAUAAAAUUUUCCUCUAUGACUUUUUUAACUUUAUUUGGAAUGAAAAUAUAAUCUAGCUCGCCUGGUGUUAGAAAUACUGUAUAUUUUUAAUAAUAAUGAUUAAAUGUAUAUAAAUAUAAAGUAUACAAUAUAUAUACAUAUAUAAAUAUAAAGUAUAUACAUAUAUAAAGUAUAUACAUAUAUAUAUACAAAUAUAAAUAUAAAGUAUAUGUUAAAUGUUUUUAAUUAUUUGAUAAUUAAAUUUAAGAUAAUAGUUUUGCAUACCUGUUUUCCCAUAGGUUCAGGAUUUGUAAUAGUCGUACUAAAAAAUCCACUCCAUUCUAAUCUACCAUAUAAACCUGCCCAAUGAUUAUGACGAUUUCCUGUAUGUGGUAAGCACCAUGGAAUUAAAGUAUUAAAUUGUCUAUCUGUAGGAUCACACUGUUUUCCCAUGCAACAACUACAUACUCCACGAUAUGCUCCUGUAGAACUCUUUCCAACCUUUUUAUCAUCGUGAGUAUAUUCUCUUAAAUAAAAAAUUUAACAUAUACAAUAUUUUUAAACAUAAGAUAAAGUUUGAAAAACUAUACUUUACUUACAAUUUUUUGGUACAAGUACCAUCACUUAAUCUUACAACAAUAUUUGGUAAAUCACGCCAAUCAGAACCACUAGCGACUGGAAUAUGAGCUAUUCUAGUUUCUACAAGAGGUGUCAUUUCUUUACAUAUGUGAUCUCUUAAUAAUGGUUGAUAUUGUUUUCCUCUAAUCUGAAAAAGUAUAAAUUUAAAACGUACUAUGAAUUUGUUGUCUGCAAAGAGUAACUGUUUUAUUCUCUUAAAAUAUUUUUAUUUGAUUAGUACUCUUCUUUGAAAAUGUGAUAUAGCAUCGUUUGUAUAUGACAUCUCUUCUUUAUUCCAACCAUUUUUAAUUUCUGGUAAAUCGAACAGUGCAUCCCUUACAUUGAUUGUUCUAAAUGGUGCUGAUUCUGUCCAACUGCAAUUUGUGCUAUACUGAAAUGUUAUUUAGUAUUUAUAGUAAUAUAGCUUAAAUUGUAAAUGUCACUUAUUUAUUGUCUCAUAGUACUAAAUAUUAUUUACCUUUUUAUUAUCAACUAAUACACUUAAUCGACAAGUACGUUUACUAAAAACAUGUGUUGGUUCUGGAUAUUGUGGAAGUAUUUGUCCAGGUGCAGCAGCUAGGAUUAUUAUUCUAUGUAAUAUAAUAAAAUAAAAUUUAAAAAAUUAGCAACUUUAAA